CGGAGAUCAUGGUGUUCUACUUCACCAGCAGCAGCGUUAACUCAUCUGCUUACACUAUUUACAUGGGAAAGGAUAAAUAUGAAACUCCCCAAAGCUGCCUCCUCUACUGGGAACACUCCAGGGCUGAUGACUCUGCCUAAGUAGCCUGAGAGCUGGCUAAUUCACUACAGUCACCUUUCUUUAACCUUCAGAUGAGGAUCUAAUAAAGUAUGGCUGGCCUGAAGAUAUUUGGUUUCAUGUGGACAAACUCUCUUCAGCUCAUGUAUACCUUCGAUUACAUAAGGGGGAGAACAUAGAAGACAUUCCAAAGGAAGUAUUAAUGGAUUGUGCCCAUCUUGUGAAGGCCAAUAGCAUUCAAGGCUGCAAGAUGAACAACGUUAAUGUGGUAUACACACCGUGGUCUAACCUGAAGAAAACGGCUGACAUGGAUGUGGGACAGAUAGGCUUUCACAGGCAGAAGGAUGUGAAAAUCGUGACAGUGGAGAAGAAAGUGAAUGAGAUCUUGAACAGAUUAGAAAAAACCAAACUGGAGCGGUUCCCAGACCUAGCAGCAGAGAAGGAAUGCAGAGACCGAGAGGAGAGGAAUGAGAAAAAAGCCCAAAUUCAGGAAAUGAAAAAGAGAGAGAAGGAAGAGAUGAAGAAGAAGAGGGAAAUGGACGAACUUAGGAGCUAUUCAUCACUAAUGAAAGUUGAGAAUAUGUCUUCAAAUCAGGACGGCAAUGAUUCAGAUGAAUUCAUGUGAAUGGAGAAAUGGACCUUUUAAAGAUGUGAAUUUAGGGACAGUUGCAGAUGUUUUGAUGUCAUCCAUGUUCUGAAUUAUGAAAAACAACCAAUCUUCAGUCUACACAAAUAUCAACUUGGGAGUUUAAAAAAAUUUUGUUCCCUUUUUUGAUGACAGAAAAGGAUCAUAUAUAUAUAUAAUCAGAUAUAGUUGGACUUGAAGACAGAAUAUAACUUUAGGAAAGUGAAAAUAUAUGUGCCUGAACAUGUCUUGGUAGCUCACGAAAGUUGGCUGCCCUUGUUCUUGGGAUAGACUUUAGAACAAACCAACUCUGAAAAGUAUUUCUGGUACUGUGGUCUGUCCCUGAAAACAGAUGUCUUAAAAAGCUUUUCAUAUUCUUAAAAUAGCUUCACUUCUCUUCAGAAGAAGGUAUUGGUGAGCAAUAUAUAGGAACGUUCCUCUUACCCUCGAUUUCCUGAUUAGAAAAAGAAGCAUAUGGGUUUUAAAGAUGAUAGUGAUAUUUUCAUUCAAGUUCCAUUGUGUUGUCUGAGUCAAUUAGCAGAGUUGUCCUCUGCUCUCAGCUUGCCCUGGCUUAUACAUUCUUCAUCCUUAUUAUCUCUGAGUGAGGGCCUCUAUCUAAGGUACCAUGAGACUUAAAUAAAUAGUUGGUGUUAAUCUAGGUUAGACCAUGUGGCAGUUUUUACCCGAACACCAAAUAACCCAAGCCACAGAGAUUACAACUUCCAGGCCCUGGAGUUAUUUCUCAGCCCUGAGGGGAGAAGUAGAAGGGAGGCUACCUGAUUUUUGUCUUGGAAUACAGUAUAAAGCAGAAGUCCCAUGUUGUAAUUAUGAUUUUAAAAAGAAUUAAGCCUUUCACUAGCCAGCCAAGUAGUUUGUUUAUUUACCUUGAAAUAAUAUUUAUUUUGAGUUGUAACCCAAGAGUUCAGAUUUCUCCAUUGUAGACUCAGUAAUUUAUUAUGUAACAGUACUACUCAUUCAAACCACCUGCUUUCCAGUGUGAUUUUGAAUAGAAGAUAUAUUUUUAUUAAAGUGUGUAAGGUAACCCCCUGCAGAAAGAAACAAGAACAAAGCCUAAAGGCUAGGAGGCAUACAAAUUCACAUUUUAACCACACCCAGAAGUGUACAUGGAGCAUUCUUGUUCUAACACAGCAAAAAUGACCUCUAACAAAUUUUCUAUCUGUAAUAGCACUUUGGAACUGUGGCUAAAACCAAAAGACUUCAGUGUUUCUAUGUAUCUCAAGUUGGGGUAUGGGGUUGAACUGGAAAAUUCUCUGAGGCAUAAGUUGGCCAAAUUUUGAGACAGAGUUUGGGAGACAAUUCCAGAAAUUAAUGUUUGUGUGUGUGUCUAAUGAUAUUCAACCUGGAGUCAUGUGAUUUAAAAAUGUAAUAAUAAAGAAUCUUUUUUUAUUUGGAAGGAUAGUAUUAGAAUUUGCUUGUUAUCUCUGUCCCCAAGCUGGUUUUAAGGGGGCUCUGGCUAUAAAAAACACACAGCAAAAAACGUCACCUGUCAUAGGCUCAAUCUCUGGCCAGUUCUACAGGGGUAUCUUCUCUCUCACUGAUAACUGUCUUCCCCAGAUGCCCACCGGGUCAAAGUGGUGACCUUUCCCAGACACACUGUUGAUGGAUGUUGGUAGUAGCUGUGCUCUCCAGCAUCACCUGUGUCACCUCAACUUUCUACUGCUUCUGAAGGACUCCUCUGUACCCCAUGUUACAGCAUGUAGUAGAUGGAGCCUUUGAAAGCUACAUCUAUUUUUGCUAGAGUUUAAGAGUCCCAAGGGUCCAAAUUUUAAACGCUUUAUAACUUUCAGCUUUAAAAUGUCAAGGCCUCUCUUCCAAAUUCUCCAAGUUGAAUUCCCAGCUCUCAAACCUUUUCAGCUGCUCUGUGCUGUUUUCCUCCUACCUCUGCCUGUGUGUUGGGUAGUUUUUCCCCACAGCUCUCUUGGACCCAGAGAAAGCAAGGAUCUUUUCUUCUGAGAACAUGACAGUACCAGCAGGUCAGACUGUUGGCUCUGAAGUCAUCUCAUUUCUUGCUGUUGACAUGUUUCCUAAACUUCCUAUCAGAAAAUUCCAAAUUAUUGGUAUUUUUAUGAGCUGUGCCCUUGAUCAGAUUCGUGCAUCUUGAGGAUUUCUCUUUCCAACUCUGUCUCCAGUUUCUGUACUCAGAUGUGCAUGCAGGUAAAAUUCACUUUGUCAUUUAAUUUAUUUCACAAACUGCUCUGUUACAUCCCUAUAGCUUUAGAAUUUGUUUCUUAUCCACCUUUGUGCACCUAAGUUACAACCUUUGGGCAAGAGCUUUGUCACAGAGCUUGGGAAGUUUACCAACAUAUGGAAGGUUUGUGCAUUAGGAGGCAGCCAUAGGCUGUAGCUGACUGAACCCUUUCAGUAUCUUCUGUUACAUUGUUUUUACUUUCUUGAAGCGAGGGUUUUGGUGAGACUUGUAACUGUUUAGUGCCAACAGUUUCCCUCAGGAAGGAGGGUGAGCACACAUACAGCAAGAUUAGAGAGGGCGAGUUCAGCUCUGGCCUCCAGUUUCAGAACAAAGCUCUUCCUCCACUUUUGCACCUGUCUGAGAGGGGUUGCUCUCGUUUUCCAGGCUGGAAUAGGUUAUGGGAAAAACUGAGCAGGAUGGAGAAAUGGAAAGAACACCUGUCCGGUUUUUCCUGAGCUGUGAAUUGAAGCCUGCUCUUUCUCAGAUUUGAAGUAUGGCGCUGUGUAUAACAUAUCCCAUACUCAGAAUGAUCUACUAGAAUGAGCGGGUGACCUUUUGAUUUUAAAGUAGACUGUAAAACAAUCAAACUGUAAUUAAAAGUGUGAAAUUAGAAACUUCAAGUCCAAGCUAAUUGUCAGUCUCGACCCAUCUAACUCCAGCAAGCAUGUGGCAGCUCAGAAAUGAGGGCAGCACUGCUCGUGCCCAACAGGCUCCCGUUCCAGUUCACUGAGUGGGAGCUCUUCUCUGCCCAGCACAUGGCCUAGCACAGGCAAGAGACUUUAUGUGCAUUAUAUCAUUUCACAAAUGAGAUGGUGCCAACUGCCUCUUGAUCAUGUCCUGGAUGAAUGAUAUGUAAAAUAUAAUAAAAGCUUCUAGUUUAAGUAAAA
Miniopterus natalensis is the source of this 3838-nucleotide messenger RNA. The record is from RefSeq and is a predicted model, not a curated record. NCBI's taxonomy places the organism in Eukaryota, Metazoa, Chordata, Mammalia, Chiroptera, Miniopteridae.